Molecule: messenger RNA, 1932 nt
Organism: Recurvomyces mirabilis
Lineage: Eukaryota; Fungi; Ascomycota; Dothideomycetes; Mycosphaerellales; Teratosphaeriaceae
Exons: 5
Coding region: 1-1932 (643 amino acids)
Biological process (GO): proteolysis
Molecular function (GO): tripeptidyl-peptidase activity; serine-type endopeptidase activity
Source: RefSeq, a predicted model, not a curated record
AUGCAGGUACCCAUUGGCCUGGCUUGUUGUGCCCUCUUCACACAAUCUCUUGCCCUACCAUCGAGUUACCAUGUCUUACAUGAGAAACGUUCGACUCCCACCCUGUAUAGCACUCAGCGGGUCGACGUCGAUUCAAUCAUUCCACUUCGCAUCGCUUUGAAGCAGAAUGACCUACACACCGGUUACGAUCGACUCAUGGAUAUCGCUCAUCCGACAUCACCAAACUAUGGCAAACAUCUUUCUGCCAACGAGGUUCGCGACAUGUUCGCACCAGCAGACAGUGCCAUCGAGGCCGUGAGGAGCUGGUUGCUGUCCGCAGGAAUCGAUAAGAACGAUAUCCUACCCUACCACAACAAGGGCUGGCUUGCUGUUAAUCUUCCGGCUAGCAAGGCUGAGCUGCUGCUACGGACCGAAUACUACGAGCAUGAUACCAACCAAGGGCUUAGGCUUGGUUGCGAGGAGUACUAUUUGCCGGGAUAUAUCUCUGAGCACGUCGAUCUGGUCAAACCUGGUGUUGUCCUGUCGGCACCAAUGAGGAAGUCGAGGUUCAAGCGGGAUGUCUCUGGCUUACAUCGACCUGGACCAGGUCAAGUGUCAGGUAGACCGGGCCGAGCAGGUAUAGUAUUCAAUCCCCAUCCUCACUGGGUCAUGCCGUCAGGCGCUCACGGCUUACCACCAGACCUUCAGAACUGUAGCGUCAACAUCACGCCAACAUGUAUCCAGGCUCUGUAUGGUAUUCCUAGGCUCAACUUCCACGAUCCAGUGAACAAGCUGGGUCUUUUCGAAACAGCAGAUACUUUUGCACAAGCCGAUAUCGACCUGGACUUCCAGAACGUCGCACCUUGGGUACCCACUGGCACUACACCAGAGGUGAAUCCAUUGAAUACUGGUGAAUCCGACGUAGACAUCGAAUUGGCUCAGUCUCUGAUCUACCCUCAAACCGUGGUAGUCUAUCAGAUCGAUGACCUUCCCAACGCUCUCGGCGAGACGGGUGCCACCGGCGUCGGAAACACCUUCAUUGAUUCGGUCGAUGGUAGCUAUUGCAAUUUUACCGCCUUUGGCAUCACUGGAGACAGUCCUGGUAUCGAUCCCGAAUACCCAAAUACGAACUUUACUGGAGGCUAUACCGGCCAAAGGAUGAAACUUGGCCUUCAAGGCCAUACUAUCGUCACCGCUAGUGGUGACUAUGGCGUCGCCGACAAUUUCAACAGGCUCAGUAUUGGAGCUGGAUGCCUGUCUGGAAGUGGUCUGAACGGCACUAUAUAUAACCCAGACUACCCUUCUGCAUGCCCAUACGUAACGUCAGUAGGCCAGACAAGACUUUACGACAAUCAGACUGUCCGAGAUCGCGAGAGCGCAGGCUCAGUCAACCUCACGGCUAUAGCUCUAGAGACCGGUUACAGCUCGACCAGCAAUCCAAGCCUCGACCUCUUUGGCAGUGGUGGAAGCUUCAGCAACUACUUCGCCAGACCAGGCUACCAGAUGGCCGCCGUCUCGAAGUAUCUUUCCGAAGAUUCACCAAGUGCGCCCUCGUAUGUAGCGAGUGCGGAUGCUAACAACCUUGGUGAAGGCGGUGGGCUGUACAAUCGCGCAGGCAGAGGGUCUCCCGAUGUUUCCGCCAACGGUGCCUUCCUCCUCGGCUAUACUAACUUGACCCAGCACUGGCAAUUCGGCACCAGUCUUGCAACACCCAUCUUCGCAUCGGUCAUCAAUUUGAUCAACGAAGAGCGUACCGCAGCUGGGAAGGGUCCAGUGGGAUUCGUCAAUUCAGUGUUGUAUCAGCACCCUGAGGUACUGAAUGAUGUUGUCAAUGGCUCAAACCCGGGAUGCGGCAGUGCUGGGUUCCAGACUGCAAGCGGAUGGGAUUCGGUCACAGGUUUAGGGACGCCCAACUACCCACGCAUGCGAGAUCUGUUCCUGAGCCUGCCGUAG